CGUCGAGAUGCUCCAGUCGCUCUUGCGACGCCGGGCAGUCGCGCUGCGGCUGUCCCCACCCUCGACUCGCCUCGCGUCGCUCCCUCUCCUCGCCAGCACCGCCGCCGCCUCGCCAUCGAGAACCCUCGCCACGACCUCGCCCGCGCGCGAGACCUCGCUCGCCGACAAGCUGCGUGCAGCGCGGGCGCAGCGCACCGACGGCGCCCCAGCUCCCACCCGCCCUUCCUCUCCCGCACCCGCCGAUGCGAGCGGGCCCUCCACCGCGCCCGCCAGCAGCUCCGACAAGGGCUCCAGUACCCGCUCGACCGCCGAGCAGCCGCUCAUGACGUCGCAAGGCGCGCGCAUCCCCGGGCGGGCGCACGUCGACAUGAUCGAGGUGCGCGAGGCCAACACGGAGAAGCAGCUCAAGGAGAACCAGGUGGCGGCGCGGCGGGCCAAGCGCAGACCCAAGACGGCGGCGCGCAAGGCGCACGUCGCGCCGGUCAGGUUGGACAAGGAGGUGGCCGAGGGCGACGGCGAGAAGGGCGUGUCGGCGUUCGAGGGCAUCGUCAACCGGGGCGAGCGCCGACCCGCAACCGCGCCCGAGAUUGUCGCCAAGCUCGACCAGAUCACGUCGCUCAAGCGUCGCGUCCGCAAGGUCCACCAGCUCCUGCAGCCGUGGGACAAGCUCACGCCGUCGCAGCGGUACCGACAGGUUCACUUUGCCCGAGAGCGGCGACCCGACCACUGUCGAGCAGCUGCCGACGGCGACAACGUGGCCUCGACAUCGGCGUCGUCCGCCGAGUCGCAGAACGUCAAGGCCGAGCUCGAGCAGGCCGUCGCCGACCGGUGGCCCGAGACGCUCGUCAAGCUCCGCGAGAACGAGAAGGCCCUCAACCGCGAGCUCGCCAAGGCGCGCACCGAGCUGGGCGAGCUGCGCGCCCUGCCCGUCCCCAAGAAGGGCUCGGUCCCCGAGCGCGACGGCCCGCCGCUCAUGGAGCAGAUCGCGCAGACGCUCCCGUUGUCGGGAGACAAGAAGGUCGAGCGCGAGCGGGCGGCGCCGCAGAAGAAGAAGGCGGGCGAGGGAGAGGCGGACCGAGCGGGUGCGGGCACGAGCAGCGCAGACCGCUACACCGAGCACCCUGCGCUUCGCGACUCAUCCUCGAACUCGACCACGGACAACGUCUCGUCCCAAACCGCGCCCAACCGCGACCUGUCGUCGUUCCAGCACGUCCUCACCGCCUCUACCAUCCCCUACAUCCCUCGCCCUUCCCCUCUCGGCGACGUCCCGAUCGCGACCCUCGCCCACUCGCUCGACCGCGUCCUGUUCAACCCGGGCGUCCACUUCCUGCGCGACCCUCGAACGGGCGUGUACAACUUUGCGCGCGACGUCCUCGAGAACGUGCCCAAGGUCGACGAGUUCGACUUUGACAAGCUCCCGCAGUACAUCACGAGCUCCAAGGACAAGACGCUCAAGGGCCUGCUCGAGACCGAGGGCAGGACGUUCGCCGGCAGCACGAGCUCGACCAUCGGCAUGCUCUGCCAGAUCUACUUCUGGCUGAGCAAGGGCAAGCCGAUCAACACGGGCAUGCUCAGCAGCGACUUUGCGACGGCGUCCAAGGAGUUCAGCAUGGGCCAGCAGCUCCCGGCGUCGGUCGUCCUGCGCCACGACAACGGGCGCUACAGCAUCGACGCCGACAAGAGCCUCGAUUCCGGGAUCGAGACCAACAUCCUCGCUCACUACGGCCACCUCAUGGAGAAGCUCUUGACGACCGAGGCGAGCGAGUUCAAGCGGUUCCUGCACGACAGCGGGGACCCGGCGCCGUCCGAGGCGGACCACCGCCAGGCGUACCACUACGGCAUGACCGACCACCUCGUCCUUCGCUCUCAGCUCGACGCGCACAACGAGCACCUGCCCAACAAGACGUUCGACCUCAAGACGCGUGGGACCGUCGCCAUCCGGCAGGACCGGCUCAACUACGAGGAGUCGGCCGGGUACGUCAUCGACAAGCUGCGCGGCCCUUGGGAGUCGUUCGAGCGCGAGUACUACGACCUCAUCCGGUCGGCGUUCCUCAAGUACCAGUUCCAGGCGCGCAUCGGCUGCAUGGACGGCAUCUUUGUCGCGUACCACUCGACUGCGCGGUUCUACGGGUUCCAGUACGUGCCCGUGAGCGAGAUGGACGAGGCCCUGUUCGGCAACUCGGCGACGGGCGACGCCGUGUUCCGCCUCGCGCUCGGCACCCUCGAGACGAUCCUGCACCGGGCCAAGGACUGCUACCCGGGCGAGAGCGUCAACGCGACGUUCGCCGUCGACCCGGACGCCGACGUCCUGCGCGUCUUUGUCGCGCGCCAGGCCGACAUCGAGGCGCGCACGAGCCUCGGCCCGACCACUCUCGACGCCGCGCCUGCGUCGAGCGACGGCGAGGCGCAGCAGCAGGACCCGGUCGUGCCACCGCCGCCGCCGCCGAUCCCGAUGACGCUCCUCGAGGUGCGCGGCACGAGCUUCCUCAACGGCGAGGCGCAGGACAAGCCCGUCACGCUCCCGUCCUCGACCGACGCGUCCGACGACCUGCGCCACCCAGGCGCGCGCAAGACGUGGCAGCUCGCGUUCGACAUCAAGGCCUCGUCGUCGACCUCGCCCCGGGACCAAGACCCAGUGUCACCGUUCGACAUCGUGCGCCUGUUUGGGCAGACGCGCGAGCACCAGCAGAUGUUUUCGAGCCUGUACCUGCCUACGGGGGUCUCGCCCGUCGAGGUGCGCGACGCGCAGGCAAAGGCGCAAUCGGCGGGCGUCGAGCUCGACGAGAGCGACCUCGCGUUAAGGUUCCCGGUCGCCGAGGGCCUCGAGUACACGAGCCCGAGCAGGGGGGUCAAGGCGCUCCGGCGCAGGGCGCGCGAGGGCGACGAGAGGCGCAGGGUGGACGACGAGAGGAGGAGGGGCGACAAGGUGGUCGAGGUGCGCAGCGAGGUCGUGCAGUGCGACGAGGUCCUCGAGUAGACGGGUCCUGUACAGCUCUCUCCUCUCUCUCUCUCCCCUCUUUUUGUUGUAGCUGCAUACCUCUCUCGCAUUCGCAACGUCGCUCGUCCCCUC
Molecule: messenger RNA, 3070 nt
Organism: Rhodotorula graminis WP1
Lineage: Eukaryota; Fungi; Basidiomycota; Microbotryomycetes; Sporidiobolales; Sporidiobolaceae
Exons: 12
Coding region: 8-2977 (989 amino acids)
Biological process (GO): mitochondrial RNA 5'-end processing
Cellular component (GO): mitochondrion; mitochondrial envelope
Source: RefSeq, a predicted model, not a curated record